CCUUAAUUUUACCUCCUCCUUUGGCGAUAGAGAGAAAAGAUGACUCCAAGUCACCGGCUUGUCAGAGUUCGCCGGUGUUCCUUCUUCCCGAUAAGACUCUGCCGGUGUUCUUCUUCUUCUUUUUAAUCGAAGUCUCAGACAUCUCGUACUCACUUCACGUCUCGGUCUCAAGUAAGUCGCCUAACACUGAAGCUCGUACCUCGCCGGGAAAUGAAUCUCGUGCCACGCUGCUCUGCAAUAUACACUCUCAGCUCUAUUUUCAAGAAAAAAAUCGAGACUUCCAGGCUUAUAUGACAAUGGAUCAGUUGCCUAAAUGCCUAUUCAAAGAGGGAACUGAAACACAAGUUGAGAAGGUUAACGACACUUGUCAAACUUCCAUACUUAAGAAUGUGGAAAAGUACAUUCCAAACGAGUGCAAGGAAGUGUUGAGUGAUCCUCAAUUUUCUCAAGUUAUGGUCAUUUAUGUACACAAGUUUAAGUAUUCGGGGAGAGUGAACCACAGCUUCGUUUAUAAGCAGCUUCUGACCAGAAAGCGCCAUGAGUUGUGGUUCCAUUAUGCUAGGAGGUCUCUCAGAUUUUCAAUGCAAGAAUUAUAUGCGAUCACUGGUCUGAAAUAUAAAGACGAGCCUGAACUGGAGAUAGAUAAUUGGAGAAAUGAUAAAGGGUUUUGGAAUAUAGCGAAGGAUGAGAAGGUGUGGAUCCCACAAAAGUACAUUAAGCUGGCAUGGAUUUCGAUAAGAUUAGGAAAUAUCUGUGGGUUCUUCACUCCUUUGAUGCGCUGGGGAGUUCCAUUAUCAAAGUUAGGGAUAAAGUGAAGACACAGAACAGUUGUGUCAUAGAUGGAUUCUCGUAUGCACUUCAGAUUUGAUUGAUGGAGGCUAUUCCAGACAUGGGAUCUCUUUUGGGUCGGAAACUCGGAGAAGGCGUCACUAGCAUAAGAUGCAGGAAUUGGAAAGGAUCUUCUAGGGUUUCCUAUGAAGAUAUUAUUGUUAUAGAGUCUAAUUUUGGAUCCAAUGAAGAUUUGUUUCCAUACAUCUCUUCGUCUGGAAAUUUUAAUGUCUUUUUUGAGAUGAUGAGUUUGAUCGAGCCUCUAAGAUGCAUGAUGAAAGAGUUGAUCUGAUCAUUGACAUGCAACCACAACAAGAAAAAAUAAUAACUUAUGACAAAAGUUUUGACGAAAUAAAUAUUCAUCGGAAAUUUCUGACGAAUUUACGAAGAAUAUGAAAAAUUACCAUUCGUCGGACUUUCAUUGGAAAUAUCAUGUGCGAUUGUCACAUCGUUUGGAAAUUGUUACAUUUGAACAUUUGUGACUGGUUGAUUAAGAGAUACUGCAAUGGUUUAAUAAAAAAAAUACCAAUGUUAACAUAUUAUAACA
Messenger RNA from Raphanus sativus (radish), 1375 nucleotides. RefSeq lists its product as uncharacterized. The transcript is spliced from 4 exons. Lineage: Eukaryota; Viridiplantae; Streptophyta; Magnoliopsida; Brassicales; Brassicaceae. Bases 291 to 815 code for a protein of 174 amino acids. The record is from RefSeq and is a predicted model, not a curated record.